Messenger RNA from Entelurus aequoreus (snake pipefish), 5962 nucleotides. RefSeq names its product ring finger protein 217 (gene rnf217). Lineage: Eukaryota; Metazoa; Chordata; Actinopteri; Syngnathiformes; Syngnathidae. Gene Ontology annotation, cellular component: ubiquitin ligase complex; cytoplasm. The record is from RefSeq and is a predicted model, not a curated record. The transcript is spliced from 7 exons. Gene Ontology annotation, biological process: positive regulation of proteasomal ubiquitin-dependent protein catabolic process; ubiquitin-dependent protein catabolic process; protein polyubiquitination. Bases 237 to 1838 code for a protein of 533 amino acids. Gene Ontology annotation, molecular function: ubiquitin protein ligase activity; ubiquitin conjugating enzyme binding; zinc ion binding.
GUAGGUAUGCUGAGUAGUUUACUUCACUCUGCCCUCUGGCGGCCAUCAGGAGUAGUGCGUGCGUUUACUUUGUGGUUUACGUCUGACGUCACAGCCCGGAAUUGCGACGCUUUUGUUUUGUUUUGGUUUUGACUUUUUAGUUGGACUGUGAGGGCGACAUGCGGCCGGGUGGGACCGGGACAAGCACCAGAAACCGAAGCCGAACACGGAAUAAACGGGGAGGAAACUGACCGGUGAUGGACGAUGACGCUCCGAUUCAUCACAAAAAGCCGACUUUCACCGACGACAAGAUGAAAGCGUCCAGCGAGCCGCCGGCCGGAAGUAGUAAAGUUGAAUUGUCGCUGCGGAAUUUGGACAGACGCCGUGCGAGCAAGGUGAACUUAUCUCGGGCCGAGGAGGAAGAAGAAGAAGAGAAAGAAGACGAGGAUGCGGAGGACAACAACAACAACAAUUGCAACGGCGCGGCCAGGGGGGCGGGCAUCGUGGAGCUCAUUAGGGGGAGUCUGCUGGCAUGGACGUCUCCUCUUGACCGCACCGGCACAGACGGUCGGAUGCCGGGCGGCUCCGAGGGAGUCCUCGGUGACGCAACUGCCGCUUGCGACGCCUCAAGCCGCUACGAAGGCGAGCAGGAGCCGCACGGGAAACAGGGACACGCCGGAGUUCAAAACGAGCCUUCUUCUGCUGCUGUAACCUCUUCAAGCACUCGAGGGUUUGAUCUAGUUUCACUUUUAGAUCGAAGUGGGAAUAAUAUCAGCCUGGGUGACUCUUCCAGCGUCACGGAGCACGUCUAUUGCGCCGUCUACUGCAUAGCUAACGACAGCGACGUUGCUGGUUUCGAACACCCAGACGACACGAUAAUUACAGCCGAACAAGACGCUGACAGUUCUGGGAACGAACUGGUUCUGCACACCACUGAGGACCUGGUGGACCCCUUGCGUGGAGCCGUCCGGCGGCUGUCAACACUGCAGACGGGUGCCCACGCAGCCCAAGCACAGCCGUGCCGGGUGUGCCUGGAGGAGAAAACAAUCGCACCCUUGCCCUGCUGCAGGAAGCCGGUGUGUGAUGACUGCUUGACCGUGUACGUCCGCUCCCAGGUGCAAGAGGCCAAGACUUCCAUCCGCUGCCCUAUCUCGGAGUGCAGCGGCCUGCUGGAGGACGCCCUGGUGGUGUCCCUCCUGGACAAAGAGGACGUGCUCAGGUAUCGCUACUUCAAGGAGCUAAGUCAGCUGGAUUCCAGCACCAAGCCCUGCCCGCGCUGCAAACACUUUACCUCACUCACGGUGCCCAGCCCCAUCCGCUCUGAGCACAAGUACAAGAUCAAGUGCAGCAACUGCCAGUUUGUGUGGUGCUUCAGGUGUCACGCGCCCUGGCACCACAGAGUCAAAUGUCGCGACUACCGCAAAGGCGACACGCUGCUGAAAAAAUGGGCGAGCGCCAUCGAGCGCGGCCAAAGAAACGCCCAGAAGUGUCCUAAGUGCAAGGUCCACAUCCAACGCACGGAGGGAUGUGAUCACAUGAUAUGUGGGCAGUGCUACACUAAUUUCUGCUACCGCUGCGGCGAGCGAUUCCAUCGACUCAAGUUUUUCGGGGAUCACUCCUCCAACCUCAGCGUGUUCGGCUGCAAAUAUGGAUAUCUGCCCAAUAAGCCACAUCUACGGCGGCUAAUAAGAGGAUCCAUCUGCGGCUUGAAGGUGCUGGUCGCUCCAGUGGUCAUCUCAUUGGUCCUGGUCUUUGGCGCUCUGGCACUGGUCAUAGGUGUGAUAGGGUUUCCCAUCUACUAUGUGUGCAAGAAGAGGAAGAAGCAGCGCUUUACAGCUAUAUCUUUUUCGACGGCCUGACAUUGAGUGCACCACAGGAGCAUCUCUUCAGGGUCAUCCAAGUUACCUGGACCACCACUCACAAACAAGACCAGGAAUGGCCUCACUACGGGAUAUUGCACUUUUGCACUUUUUUUUUUCCAAAUCCACGCUUGACAUUCAUUUAAUCAAACUGAGGAGAAGCAGGUUUGUUGCCACCUGCACGAUUGAUCUACGAUUGGCUGACAUUUGGAAGAGGUGGGAAUGUUUUGACAAGAAAUGAGCGCCCUGGAGAGGGGACUGGAGGUAUGAUAAAGAACAAAAAUAUCCACAUAAUAGUGAACAGUAAUUUAUGCAACAGUUGAAACUAUGUGUGAGUGUGCAUGUCCACACCCUGCAUGUCAGCACGUGUGCAGCAUCAUCAAAAACAAAACCAAGGUGUCGACCUGUCGCGUUGUGCCAAAACAAACUGCCUAAAUGUUUUGCGCUAAAUCUGCUCCCGCUUUACUUUUCCUUAUCUGUGGCAGGAUGCUCAUGUCCAAAUGUCUUUUCUUAUUGCCAAAGAUUGCUGGAAGCUUUUAACCUUCCCUAUCAAGCCACACACUUUUCCACAUUCUAGUAACAUAAAAGACGUCAUGCUUGUCUCGCUGAACACGCCAUUGUUCUCAAACAUGAAAAUCCACCGCUCUAUAUUUGGAAACGCAGGUGUGAAAUACGGAGGACAUAAAAUUCCACCUGUAUUCACUAUUGACUUCCGUGUAGAAAAGGCUAAUGUGCCCAAGAAUAUGAGGGCCACCCUGGAAAAAAAGCUAUAAAAAUGUUGUUCCCGCAAAGUUAAGACGAUAUUUUAUGAUUUUUAUUAAAUCAGUGCUGCAAAGUGGGAAAAGAGACACUAUACAAAGGAAACUAAUCGGAAAAUAAUGACAAAAUCUUCGAAUUAAGUCGAGAUAUUAUGAGAAAUUACAAAAUUGCUAGGAAAAAAGUAAUGUUACCCAAAAAAUGUAUUACAGUGUUAAAACUAAUUUUUGAUAUUGCAAUAAUUAAGUUGUAAUGCAAUGAAUAGGUUGUAUAGUCUUAAUGUUACAGGAAUAAAGGUUUGUUGCAAGAAUAAAGUCCUGAUAUUACAAGAGUAAAAGUUGGUUACGUUGGAAUAAAGAAUGUGACAAAUGUGAUAAGAAUGUCACGUUGCGAAGAAUUAAGUUGCAAUACAAAGAAUACGUUUGGAUGCUGAUAAAAUAGUUUAAUGUUAAAUGUGUCAUAUUAUGAUUUUUUUUUAAACACUUCCAAGUGUUCUAAAUAACAUGUAAUAGUGGUUCUUUGGUAAAAAUCCUGCAUAGAUUAUGUUUUACAGACGGUUUUCAAGCCGCUUUCUCUUCAGGAUACGCCAUUUUGUGGGUGGUUUUGUUUACGUGCCUCCACUUUGACUGCGUCUUCUCCCCGCCAGCCAUGUUGUAGUUGUUAGCGCUUCCACAUGGAGUCUACUUUGAGGAUGCAUGUGCAUGUUCGAGCCAGUCUGCCCCACAACAAGAGGGUAGAGAAAAAGAAAGAACUUGUUGCGUAGCUCGUGCAUAGCUCUUCGGGUAAAUGUAUACCAUAUAUGAAUAUGUCCGCUGACGUGACCAGUGUUAAAAACGUCACAAAGUGGGCAAAUUCCAAACAGCUCGUUUAGAGGAAGUAUGAAGGAAGGCAAGAUUGUUUAAUACAAUUUAUCUUGUUUUAAAAUUUACGAGACUUAAGCAGAUUCCAAAUACACAAAAACAGAUACCAAUAGGUAAGAAAAGUUAAUUUUACAUAAUAUGGCCCCUUUAAGUAAAACAUUCGGGAGAAAUAUAUUAGAAAAAACAUGCAAUCUUUUAAUAAAGUUGUAAUAGUCGGGCUCAAAAGGUUCAAAUGUUAAGAUAGAUUUGUUAUCUUGUGAUAAUAUAGUCAGAAUGUUACAAAAGAGGUUGUGGUGUUACAAGAAUAUAGUCGCAAUAUUACGGGGGGGAAAAAGUUUGUUACAAAAUAGUCUUUUUUUAUGAGAAAAAAAAAGUUGGUAAUGAUGGAAUAAAGUCGUGAUGUUGCAAGAAUUAUUUUGUAAUACAAAGAAUAACUUGGAAUGUCAGAAAAAUAUUUAAUAAUUAAUGUUAGGUCAAAUCAGGAAAAAUAUGUUGAAAUAAAAAGAUGCAAUAUUUUAAUAAAGUUGUAAUCUUACGAGAAUAAAGUUUAAAUAUUAAAAUGGAGUUGCAGUCUUGCGAUAAUAUAGUCAUUUUGUUACAAAAUAAGUUGUGUUACAAGAAUAUAGUCAUUAUAUUAGGAGGGAAAAAGGUGGUUGCAAGAAAAAAAUCCUGAUAUUCUAGUCCCGAUUUUUCGAGAAGAAAAGUUGGUAACAAUGGAAAAAAGUUGUGAUACAAAGAAUAAGGUCAAAUGUGAUUAAAAAAAAUAAGUAAGUUGAGAUAAAAAAACAUUAAAUGAAAACAUCGGUAAAAAUACAUUUGAAUAAAAAGAUGCAGUCCUUCAAUAAACUUGGGGUGUUACGAGAAUAAAGCUAUAAUAUUCAGGGGGCGAAAAGUUGUAAUAGUUAAAGUUAAAUGUUAAAGUACCAAUUAUUGUCUCACACACACUAGGUGUGGUGAGAUUAUCCUCUGCAUUUGACCCAUCACCCUCACCCCGUGGGAGGUGAGGAGAGCAGUGAGCAGCAGCGGUGGCCACGCCCCGGUAAUCAAUUUUGGUGAUUUAACCCCCAAUUCCAACCCUUGAUGCUGAGUGCCAAGCAGGGAGGUAAUGGCUCCCAUUUUUAUAGUCUUUGGUAUGACUCGGCCGGGGUUUGAACUCACAACCUACCCAUGUCAGGGCAGACACUCUACUACGCCACUGAGCAGUAAAACUGAGUUGUGAUCUUUCAAUAAUAUUUUCAUGAAAAAUAGUCCUAAUUUUAGGAGAUAAAGUUAUGAGAGAAUAAUGCCAAGGCAAAGUUAUCAAGUUACAAAAACAUUCUGACAUCACAAGAUUAAACAGUAUUUGUAAUAUUAUGAAUAAAAUGUUACAUGUGGUCACGUUACUAUUAAAGUUUGUCUACGCUCAUACUAUGACUUUAAUCUUGUAUCAUUGGUGUUUAUCUCGUAAUUUUGUUUGAAAAAAUAAGACAAUACACAUAAUUUUUGUACAUUAUUCCCAUAAUUCCUGUUUUGUUGAUAUUAGUUUCAUUUCCCAUGGGGCCCUCAUGCUGUUUAUCAGACUUUUUUUUUUAUAUAGGAAUAAGUUCAGUGUCAUGUCAAUUUGAAGGCUGCUGGUUUCUAUUGGCUAGAUGUUACCUUUGACCUAUUUUAGUUACAUAAUGUUUCAAGUGUGCCUUAUAGCCCCCAACACUGAUGCAACAUGCAAGGCAUCAAUUUGUUGAUCAUGUGACACCAAGACACCAUUAUUAAAUAUGGGGUUAAUAUUGACAAGUAUUCACUUCACAGGGUAAAUAUUAAUAUUCACAGCAUUCAGUUGUGCUGAAACUAUUCAGAAUCAGAAUCAGAAUCAGAAUCGUUUUAUUGCCAUUGUUUGAGAACGGGUUCACAAACUAGGAAUUUUUCUUGGUGCAAACGUGCGACAUAAAACACAUAUAACACAUAUUUGGUAUAAAAAAGAGCUGUGACUGAGCUAUCAGAUAGACUUAGAAGGGAUUCAAGGAAUUCAAGGCGCUGCUGUUAGGAGUUAUUGUUCAUUUGCCUGAUGGCCGAGGGGAAAAAACUGUUCAGGUGGCGGGAGGUGUGGGUCUGGAUGGAGCGUAGUCUCCUGCCUGAGGGAAGAGGGGAGAAUAGCAUGUGUCCAGGGUGAGAAGAGUCAGCUGUGAUCCGACCCACACGCCUCCUGGUCCUGGAGGAGAACAAGUCCUGGAGGGAUGGGAGCUUGCAGCCAAUCACCUUCUCAGCAGCACGUACGAUGCGCUGCAAUCUAUUCUUAUCCUGGACUGUGGCGCCGGGGAACCACACUGUGAUGGAGGAGGUCAGGAUGGACUUUAUGAUGGCUGAGUAAAACUGCACCAGCAUUUCUGUCGGCACCUUAAGUUUCCUCAGCUGCCGCAGGAAGUACAUCCUCUGCUGGGCUUUCUUGAUGAGGGAGCUGAUGGUCGGCUCCCACUUGAGGUCCUGGGUGAUGGUGGUGCCCAAGAAACGGAAGGAGUCCACAAUGGGGACAGG